AUGCCUAAGAAAGACGUUAAACGUCGAGAAUUUCAUCUAGCUAUUGCUUUUCGGCGCGGUAUCUAUAGGCUUUCGUACCUUAAAAGGGCUAUUCUGAAGACUUUGAAUAAACGUUUCUCAACUUUCAAUGCUUCCAGCGGCGACCCGAACGACGAAAACAUGGCUGCAGUUAGAGGUAAUCCAGUACAACGAUUAAAAGUCAAUAUAUUUCUUAUAUUCAAGGCCCGAAAUCUCCAGAAGUUCUCAAGGCGGCCAAGGAAUUCGUCAACUAUUUGAACAAGGCUGUGACGCCUUUUCACGGUAAGAGAGAAAAGAGAUUGAUUUUUUGAAGUUUGAUAUUUCCAGCCGUUCAAGAAGUGAAGGAUCGUCUGCUUCAAGCUGGGUUCCAGGUGCAGAAUGAAAUAAAUAAUCGAAAGAUAAAGAAUUUUAGGAGCUUCCGGAAGCUGGAAAAUGGGAAAUCGUGCCGCAAAGCAAAUACUUUGUGACAAAGUUUGAAUUAAAAAUGAUUUUUCUGGUUCGAAGUGUUCUUUUUUCAAGGAACAGGUCAGCUAUUCUGGCCUUUGCCGUCGGUGGAGGUUAUAAGUCCGGCGAUGGGUUUUCUGUGGUCGUGGGCCACACCGACAGUCCUUGCCUCCGUGUCAAGCCGAUUUCCAAGCAGAAAAACGAAAAAUUCCUUCAAGUAUAUUAAAAUUCAACGAAUUUCGGGAGAAAAUCAAAUUCAGGUCGGAGUUUCCACAUAUGGAGGCGGAAUCUGGCGAACUUGGUUCGAUAGAGAUCUCUCCGUGGCUGGACAAGUCCUUUUGAAAAAGGUAAAAUUGAAAUUUUUACGAAAAAAAAAUAUAAUUCCGAUUUAAGGACGGCCAACUGGUCCACAAGCUUAUCGAUGUGAAAAAGCCGGUUCUGUUCAUUCCAAAUCUGGCCAUUCAUUUGGAAACUGAUAGGUUCAUUUUUUCUUCAAUUGUAAUCAGCUUUCAGAGUAUUCAUUUCAUAUACUCAGUUAAAAAAAUUCUAGCUUUUUCUAACCAAACUUCGCUUCAAGACCCUUUUUGCAAUUUUUGUAGAGCAAAAAAAGGCAAAGCCUGUGUUUACGGUAGCUUUUUUUCUCCUGUGCUUUCAAAAUGUGACCGUUUCUCUAUGAUCUCACUCAAGAUAUUUAAAAAAAUGAAAAACCCCUAUAGAUGUCACUUAAAUUUUCAAGUAAAAUGACGUCAUUCGAAAAAGCUCUGUGGGUGGCUCGCUCUCUGAUUGGUUUAUCGUGCCAUUAGGGGCGGAGCUUAGGCGAAGAAUUGAAAUUCAAAAAUCUGGAAAGACUUUACUUUGUUGGGCUAAAUUACCAGUUUCUCUUCCCAAAUUUCGUAUUAUUUAAAAAAAAACUUAUUUUUUGCAGAAAAACCUUCUCCCCAAAUGUGGAAGCCGAGGUUCGGCCAAUUUUGGAGACUUUUGCCGCCGCUGGAUUGAACGGAGAAUCCAAAUCGGCACAGAAAACCGAUGAUUUGAAGGUAAUAAUGGUUAUUGGGUGGAAAAAAUAGGAAAUGUUGAAAUUUUCUGAAGUACUAGUUCUAUUUGAUCAGUCGGAACAGUUGUACAAGCGUUCACUUUUCGGAGCUUUUUUUUUUGAAUUUCGGGAAAUUUCUCAGGUCGUUUUUCCUAUAGCAUUUCAUUUGGUUCUGGAUUGGCUUGAAAAGAGAAGAUUUAUGGGAGAAUUUUCCCAAAACAAAGGAUUAUCCCAUUUUUUCAUUUAGUCUGACCUAUCUGCGCUCUCUUUUCCCUCGCCGAUUGAGUCAGAAAUGUGAGAAGAGUACAUGCAAAGGGAAAAUCGUUGAGGAAAAAAAAAGUGAAUCAAAAAAAACCAGAUUUAGCAUCUUUAUGGAAAUGAGACCAUUGUGAAAUUUAGAAAAGAGGAAAAUAAAUUCUUUUGAAAAGUCCGAAAAACCUCAAAAAGAAGAAUUUAGAGCUCCUUUUUGAGUUCAAAAAAGUGUCAAAAGUUAUUAUGAAUAUCUUUUUUUUUCCUCCUAAAAAUGUAAAUUCUAGAAAAGAGGCCUACGAGGCCUUUUUUCCAAAAGCUCCGGUCCUUCUGAACUUUGCCCGUAGAGAGCGAUUUUUCAAGGAAAAUUGAACAUUUCUAGGAUCCCCGCAGUGUUGUAGACGACCACCACGAGCACUUCCUGAAACUGAUUUCCGACGCGGCCGGCUGUACCCCCGAAGAAAUCGUCGACUUGGACCUGUACCUCUACGACACGAAUCCCGCCGUUCGCCUUAAAACUGAAUUCCUCUUGAAAUCUGAAUUUUGAAGAACGUCGUUGGUCUGAACGAGGAGUUCAUCACGGGAGCUCGACUUGAUAACCAAGUCGGCACCUACACGGCCAUCUCCGCACUCCUGGAAUCCCUCCAGGACAACUCCUGGCAGAACGAGGGCCAAAUCCGCAUGGCUGCCUGCUUCGACAAUGAGGAGGUUUGUUGGAAGGCAAAAAUUAGGGGGUCAGACUUUAAAACUCCCAAAAAACUAAGAUUUUUAAGGCAAACUUGUAAAAAGAAAAUGCGUUUUUUUGAAUAUAGUUUUGGCGCCAAGAUUAUAUUGAUUUUCCCGUUUGAAUUAGAGUUUUAUGCUUAACUUCUGAAUUAAAAAAAAUUCGGCCCGAUUUUUCGCCCUGUUGGCCCUCUGACCAUUAUUCUGACUUUCGCAACAUUUCGAACGAAAAACCGUUUUUACCUAGCGCGAAAUAUCACUCUCAUGCUGGCCAGGUAUCUCAACGGGUGUACCCGUACUAAACCCGUCUUUUUCAAGGUUUCAGUUGGGCUUAAACGGGAGAAAAACGGGCGCAAGAAGAAAUAGGUGACCCGUUUUUUUUUUUUCAAAAAUCUGUGACCCAACUGUGGUUAAAAAAAAGUUCUAAAAGCUCAGCUUAUAUGGGAUUAAUACGGGCACGCCCGCUGAGAGCCCGCCUUGUCUACCAUGAUAGCUUCGAACGGAAUGAUGUUAAAGGUCGGCUCGGACACGGCGAUGGGAGCAGCGUCUUCCUUCGCUGAGUACGUCCUCCGAAGACUGGCCCUCAGUCCGCAGGGCGCCAGUCAGACGGCCUUCGAGGAGGCCAUCGGCAAGAGUAUGCUCAUCUCGGCGGAUCAGGCUCACGCCGCUCAUCCCAACUAUGGGUGCAAGCAUGAGGUUUGACCCAAUCUGAGAAGUUUCUGAGGAACUCGUAACUCUGAUCCUUCUCUAGGCAAUCCUAAACAUAUUUUUACAAGGGGGUAACUUGGGUUAAGUAGGUAGACAGGUAAAGUUCAAAAAUUGAUAUUCUUCAGAUUUUUCAUGGGAAAAAGCUUUCAUCGCGUUGCUUGUACAUUAAAACAUUCAGAGCAGCUGAUUUUCAAAAUUAGAAGUCCCAAAAAUAAGCUCUUCCUGUCCAAUUUUCGACAGUUUUUUUUAGAAAAAUGUAUAGGAAGACCAUUUUUAAAGGCCGCCAACCUCCCUUCUAGCUCGUUGAGUUUGAUAAUUAAUUUUACUUUUUUCAAUACUUUUCCGUGUAGUUUGCACUUUUCUAUAUCAUAAGGCCAUGCUUUCGACUUGAUCAACUACACUUUUGGCCUUCUAGUUCUCUAUUGGUCGACAUGAAUUCAAAAGUUCUUGUUUUUAGUCGAUUAGAUCUAUGACCAAAACAAUAAAAAUAAUCAUUUAUUGACUACUCCGAAGUUUCACACCUUCUUUUCAAGUAAUUCAACAUCUCCUCCUGAAAGAUAUGAGUUGCGUACUUGAUCACGUAUGCUCAUCUCAAAAACGUUUCUGGCCAGAAGACGUGGCUUCUGCAAUCUGAUGUGAUCCCAGGAGAACCACCGACCGGCGUUCCACGGCGGCGUCGUCGUCAAGAUCAACGUCAACCAGCGUUACGCCACGACGGCUACUACUCACGCCGUCCUCAAGCAGGUCGCCUUCGAAGCCGGCGUUCCUCUCCAGGUUCAUCCGAGACGAACUUUGAAAAAAACAGAAAAUGUUUAGAAAAUGAUCGUGAAGAACGAUUCGCCGUGCGGAUCUACUGUUGGUCCGAUUUUGGCGACGAAAUUGGGCCUCCAGACGGUUGACGUCGGUUGUCCGCAGCUUGCCAUGCAUUCUAUCAGGUUAGAAAAAUAGAUCUCCAUAUAAAUAAAUUUGAGGAAAAUAUCGUUGGAAAAAUAAGGAAAAAAAGAGAACUUAGCUUUGAAUUUUCAAAGAAAAACCCUCAUAAAUGAGCCCAAGAAUUGUUUCGAAAUAGAAAAAAAUCGAAUCGAAUCGAAUGGAGAAAAAAAUCUUAAUUUUUUUAAAUUCUAGUCAAAAUGAGCAAAUAACUUUAUGAAUAUUAUGAUAAAAAAAGAAAUGGAUUUGAGAGAAACGAUCGAACGAGAAAAAACAGUCGCUCCCAAAAAAACCAGCAGGAAAAAAAUCCCUGAAAAUAAAAUUUCAACCAAAAAUUAAUUUUCCUGACAAAACUUUGAAAUUUGCCCUGUCCCGUUGAUAACAGUUGAGCUCUAAUGAAAAAAAUUAUCUCAAUUUUUUAUUUUGGAAAUUUCACAACGCGAUCUGACUGUUUUGCUUUUCUGUAACCAAAAAUCUAAAAACUUUUGACUUAUUUCAAUUAUCAUCUUUGCACAUUCUCAUUGAAAGACAUCGUUUUUUUCCAAUAACUCUGGCUUUUCAGAGAAUUCGCAGACACUUCCAGCAUCCACCAGGCCAUUGAACUUUACAAGGUAGACAUUUUUUUCAAGACAAAAUGAAUAUUUUUAAAUUUCAGAAAUUCUUCUCGCGCCUGCCCCAAGUCCUCUCCAACGUUGUCUAA
Caenorhabditis auriculariae is the source of this 4805-nucleotide messenger RNA. The record is from the annotation of a GenBank genome assembly. Lineage: Eukaryota; Metazoa; Nematoda; Chromadorea; Rhabditida; Rhabditidae.